Episyrphus balteatus (marmalade hoverfly) is the source of this 6214-nucleotide messenger RNA. RefSeq names its product acetylcholine receptor subunit alpha-like 1 (gene nAChRalpha1). The record is from RefSeq and is a predicted model, not a curated record. Bases 1844 to 3517 code for a protein of 557 amino acids. Gene Ontology annotation, biological process: chemical synaptic transmission; regulation of membrane potential; monoatomic ion transmembrane transport. NCBI's taxonomy places the organism in Eukaryota, Metazoa, Arthropoda, Insecta, Diptera, Syrphidae. Gene Ontology annotation, molecular function: acetylcholine-gated monoatomic cation-selective channel activity; transmembrane signaling receptor activity. The transcript has 12 exons. Gene Ontology annotation, cellular component: postsynaptic membrane; neuron projection; synapse.
CACAGCAGUUGCUACAGAGCCCGCGGGUUGAAGAAAUCGCUUGUGUAACCGUUUCGACAUCUGGGUUAAACCAAAUUAAGGAGAGAGUUUUUUCUAUCGCAGUUGCUUUUCUAAUUUUUUAUAAAUAAGUCUUAAAAAACCAUCACGUGGGUAUCAAAACUCAUAGUGUUCUAUGUUAUAGCCUAAAAAGGAUAUAAUACUGAGAGUGAGCUUAAUUUCGCGAGUUUCUCAGUUAAAAAUAUUUCUUAUGCAUUCAUGCGAAAUCCACUAUGUUAUUAAUUUGAGAUGAAUAAUACCUAUAUCAACAAAAAAAGUUUUAAUAAAAUUAAGAAUUAAAGAAGUGUUAAACUAGUGACAACUUUUGUGGUUUUCUAAAUUACAUUCAUAAAAAUUAAUUGCUGGUUUCAUAACACACCGUAACAUAAAGAUAAGCGCAGGAAUUAAUGAAAUUAACACAUAUUUUGUCACGGAUUAACUUCUGAUUAAUAGCUCAGACUCAUUGCUUCAGUUCAAGGUGCCCUUUGAUGUUAAAAUUUCAAUAGCAGAUGAUACAAUCUUCAUUUAAACUCUAAAAAAGUUAAUGCAAACCUUACAUGCAUACAAAUAAAACCUUAAAGCUGUUCUUUUGAAUGUUCGUUAUUUUAAGCGAAAUCUAUAGAUGAAAAAGAGUACAAAAUAUCAGCUCUUUGUUGACUUCAUUUAAGACUUAUGGCCAACAAUUACUAAGACUUUGAUGCAUAUCUCUAAUAGCAAUGUGUUUUUAAGUUACAAACAAUAGAACAACAAACAAAUGAUACAACGAAACCAACCCCAAUUCAGAUAUUUUCAUUUCAGUGGCUUUCAUCAGCUAGAUAGAAAUACUUAAAAAAAAUACCUAAUAAAUGUAACACUUACAUAUAUGAACAUUUUUUCUUCUGUGAAAAAAAAAACUAUACGUAUACAGUAAAAUAAAACUUUCCGGCCAGACAGACAUCUUUAAAAAGAAAAGACUUAUGCACACAAUAAUAUUUUCAUAAAUCUGUAGAAUGUUCGUGUAGUUUUGGAAAAGCAGUGGAAUUCAAAAAUAAAAAAAAAAACAAUGGAAUUGCCCCUAGCUUUUAGAAUCGUCUAAGUAACCAAACACACACAUUAUGCAACUCUUUCAUAUUAUCUACGAAGCAAUUUAAGACAUUAUGUUCAUUCAAUACGGUACUUGAAUCAAAUUGUAGUAGAAAAUGUUUAAAACGCAACAACACAUGAACACAAUUUCAUAACACAUAAACUGCAGCCUCUUUGUUCUAUCGAGACACAUCGUCAGUUUCAUCUUUCACACAUCGAAAAUCUCGAAAAAUCUUCGCCUGCGCAACACUAAGAAAUGUCAAUCUCAGUUCAUAAAAAGCUGCUGCUUUGAUGGGAAAUGUCGAAUUCUAAAAGUGGAAAUAUAACAAUUGCAACAAGAUAAACAUGAAUUAAAAUCACACUUAAAAUACACCAUAACACUGUGAUUGCAAAAAAAACAAACAAAAUUAUUAAGGAAUUUUCAAUUCUGGAAUUGAGUCUACAAAACAAAAACAUAAAAAAUAUGACAAACAAACAUCUCUAGAGAGCUCUUUAAUUACGACUGUUUUGGGUUAACUGCAAUUUCAUAUUUAAAAAUUAUGUUUAUUCGCAUUAAACUCUAUGCAUAUGGAAUGAAUUCAACAAAUUAAGAAAAAUUAUUUCAUGCAGUAACAAGAUAAUUGUCUAAUUCAUAAACAUUUAAAACAAAGUACCAUCAUCCGGAUGUAGGGGGAAAACUGGCGCAAGGCUGUCAUUUGCAGGCAAUGCACCGACUUGCGAAUCGAUUGGGUGGACCUGGCCUAAGAUGGGGAGCUUGCUGUUUGCAGCUUUAUUCAUAGCGCUACAUUUUGCCACCGGCGGCCUGGGCAACCCUGAUGCAAAACGUUUAUACGACGAUCUACUUAGUAAUUAUAAUCGGUUAAUCCGACCAGUUGGCAAUAACUCUGAUCGUUUAACGGUCAAAAUGGGUCUUAGACUAUCGCAAUUGAUAGAUGUUAAUUUAAAAAACCAAAUUAUGACAACAAAUGUGUGGGUAGAACAGGAAUGGAACGAUUAUAAACUCAAAUGGAAUCCUGACGACUAUGGGGGCGUCGAUACACUCCAUGUACCAUCUGAACACAUUUGGCUUCCAGAUAUUGUCUUAUAUAAUAACGCCGAUGGCAAUUAUGAAGUGACAAUAAUGACAAAAGCAAUCUUACACCAUACAGGUAAAGUUGUAUGGAAACCACCUGCUAUUUAUAAGUCGUUUUGCGAAAUUGAUGUGGAAUACUUUCCAUUUGAUGAACAAACUUGCUUUAUGAAGUUUGGAUCAUGGACCUAUGAUGGAUACAUGGUUGAUUUGCGUCAUCUGAAACAGACUGCCGAUUCGGAUAACAUCGAAGUUGGCAUCGAUCUACAGGAUUAUUAUAUAUCAGUUGAAUGGGACAUUAUGCGGGUACCAGCAGUACGAAAUGAGAAAUUUUAUAGUUGUUGCGAAGAACCUUAUUUGGAUAUUGUGUUUAAUUUAACUUUAAGGCGUAAAACUCUUUUUUAUACCGUUAACUUAAUAAUACCGUGCGUUGGUAUAUCAUUUUUAUCAGUUCUUGUGUUUUAUUUGCCAAGUGAUUCAGGUGAAAAAAUUUCACUCUGUAUUAGUAUUCUCCUAUCGUUGACUGUGUUUUUUUUACUACUCGCUGAAAUUAUACCCCCGACAUCGUUGACAGUACCAUUGCUAGGGAAAUAUUUGCUGUUUACGAUGAUGUUGGUCACACUAUCCGUAGUUGUGACGAUUGCUGUUUUGAACGUAAACUUUAGAUCCCCUGUAACGCAUAAAAUGGCACCUUGGGUGCAACGGCUGUUUAUUCAAAUUUUGCCUAAAGUUCUUUGCAUUGAAAGACCGAAAAAGGAUGAACCAAAUGAAGACGAACAGCAACCUGAAGUUUUGACAGAUGUUUUUCAUUUACCUCCAGACGUUGAAAAAUUCGUAAACUACGAUACAAAGCGAUUUAGUGGGGACUAUGGGAUACCUGCUAUACCCACGCAUCGUUUUGAAAUCGCUCCUUCAGGUAUCAUAGGUCCAUGUUUUGGUGACCCUCCAUUGCCAUCAGCACUGCCUCUACCUGGUGGAGAUGAUGAUCUCUUUAGCCCAUCAGGUAAUGGUGAUAUAAGUCCUGGCUGCUGUGCUGCCGAUAUUAGUCCUACGUUCGAUAAGCCAUAUGCAAGAGAAAUGGAAAAAACAAUAGAAGGCUCUCGAUUCAUUGCACAACAUGUUAGAAACAAAGACAAAUUUGAGAGCGUAGAGGAAGACUGGAAGUAUGUUGCAAUGGUUUUGGACCGUUUAUUUCUUUGGAUAUUCACAAUAGCGUGUAUACUUGGCACAGCAUUAAUUAUAUUACAAGCACCUAGUUUAUAUGAUCAUUCACAGCCAAUAGAUAUUCUAUAUUCAAAAAUAGCUAAGAAAAAAUUCGAAUUACUAAAAAUGGGCAGCGAAGAUGUAUAGCGACCACUAGGGUUCGCAGCCGGUUGGUGGAAUAUGAUCCAAGGCUGGUUGCGAACUCUUUUUGAGGCUCGUGACGAUGACAGAGGAUAAUAUCCAAUGAAUUUAAUUGCAACAUCGUCACUAACGACCAUGUCGCCUUCAUUUUCUUCUUCAUCGUUAUUUAAUCCUAUAACUGAGUCACCAUCGUCUUCGCAGCCAUUGUUAUCGUUUUCAUCAUCAUUACAACCACAUACAAGAGUCACACUUGACAAAAAUUUAGAAAUAGGUUAUUAACAUAUAAUAAUAUAAUUGGAAAGGAUUUACGAGCUGUAAUUGAAUUUCAAUAGCAUGAACAAAGGCCAUCAGAAGAGUAAGAGAAUAGCCCUGAUAGGUUUCCGUAUUAAGAAAAAAAAGCAAUCUGUAAAUACUAUAGAAUAUUUAAGUGAACUAUAUUCACAGAUUAUGUAUUCACUUACCUAUUGUUAGCUUUAAAUUGAAUAUUUCUUCACAGGAAUGGAAUACUGUGUGCUGUGUGUUGUUGAGUCGUGCGGACUUGUUCAUGCUAUUGAUCAAGACAGUUGAGUUUGUAAGGUAAUUUUAACAAUAAAAAAUAGUAUUCAAAAACGUACUUAAUAAUAGACUAACACUUUUGUUCAGGAUAAGGAGAAAGACAUACUUUUUAGGUUGCAUCAUCAUUUGUUAAUGCAUAAUAUAGAAUCACAAAAAUGUAAAACCAUUCCAAGAAUUCGAUAUAGUAUUAUUAUGAAAACGGGGUUUAUAAAAAGCUAAAUAGCAGCAAAAUCAUAGACACGGUAAAUUAAUAUUAAAACCAAAGUUAAGGAGUUGUCUUCAGAAAGAAGCAAAGAAAAACGAAUGAUUUUUAUUAUAUUUGUAUGAAAAAUUUAUUAAGAUUUUUAAUAAACUAACUCGAUGUACAUUUGUAUAUAUAUACAUAUGUUUAGUUUCCAUAAAAAUAUUGUUUUCAUCUUAAUACAUGACUAAAAUUAAAAAGUAACAUCCUCAUAAUGCUGAGCAAUCAUAUUGAAACUAUUCAUUAAAACCAUUUCAAGUAUUUCGUGUAUAAAUUUAAAAGAGAAAAAAAAGUGUUUCAAGUGUUUCAAUUGUACACGAAACUUAGUUGGUUUUAACCUAUUUUUAAUCAGUAUGUACAUUUUUGUAUUGUUUUUUUAAUGGUGAUAUAAAUUUUAAAAAAUUACAAUAGAUUUGGUUUUAAAAUAUAUUUAUUUUUAUACACAGAUAUUUUGAACAAUCUCUUAAAUUUUAUUUGAUAGCUGCAUACCAUUCAUAUUUAAUUAAAAACAAAUUUAAACUUCAUAAAGUUUCUUUGCUAUUUCAUAUAUUAUGCUUAAGCAGUGUUUUAUUUAUAUACGAAUUGCUCCUGACUUUCAGAAUCAAGUGCCUGGUUGCAAUCUGAUGUUAUAAAAUUGGGGAACAUUGUACCUAUGUAUUCGAAUUAGUCAAGAUGGUAAACUAAUUCCAACUAUGUACAAUGUAGAGAAGCGUUUGUUACAAACACUUAUAUUUUUUUUUGCUAAUUGUUUUUUUGAUUGUUACGUUAUUUAAUUUCAACCUAAUUGAAAAGGCUAUUAAGAAAUAAAUGAUGUCUAUAUGCUUAUUUCAUAAGUCAUUACAUAAAAAUACUUAUUUUUUAGCGAGAUAUUAUCAUUUGAUAAAUAUUAACUAUUAAAUUAAUAUUUUAAAGAUAAUAUUUGUCUUAGAUGUUGUUUAAAUUUAAAUUUAAUUUAAAGACACUAAAAGAUUUCCUAGGUUUUAUAAAGAAAAAAUCUUUGAAAGUAGGGGACUCGUAUUCUUGUUUUUCUUUUUUAGUAUAGUUAGAAUCAAAUUAUUGAUUAAAACAAAUUUCGAAAAGGCAAUUACCUUUGGUUAAAAUUAACUGAAAGAAAUUACACCUGGAGUGAAAUAUGUAUUUGUUUUGUAUAAUAUUAAAAAUAAGCAGAAUUUAAAAGGCUGACAAAAUUUUGAAUUAUUUAUUUUUAUUUAAAAGGAUUUUGUUUUUCUGUUUAUUAAUAAACACUGUUGACAAAGAAGAUGAAGGUUUUGUUUAAUAUUUAUUGCAAGUUUCAUUUAACUUCGAUUUGGGUGUGUUGGCACCUAAGCCCAAGUUGUAAUUCAAAUUAUUUGCACGUUAUCCAUGUGCACUGUGGCGUAUACGUGCUUUAUUUUGUAUUCAUUUAUUAUUUUUUUUUUUUUAAUUGCAUGUAGAAGCUUAGGGAAGGAAGGCGGUUGAUGAUGAUAAUAGACAAUUUAUGUUUAUGUAAUCUGACUAUAUGACACAUUAUUUAAAAGUAUUUAAUACAUGUAUUUUUUUAUUUUAUAUAAAUAUUUUUUCAAUGAUACUAUUUAAGUCGAGAUGAAAACAUGAUUCGAUCUUGAAUACAUUUGAGUUUUUUUUUCAUUCUAAAUAACAUAUCAUUAUCUUUUAUAUAUAAAAGCUGCAUCAUCUGUUUUUGUGUUAUUCAUUUUUUAUUUAUAUAGCUUAGUAAGAAUACUAUUUUAAAGGAAUACUUUUUUACUUGAAUAAAAUUUCCUUGAUCAAGCAAUGGUUUUGAACUUUGAAAAAUUUGUUUGAACAAAAAAAAAAAAAACGCUUUGUAAACUAUACUUGCUCCUGUCUUGUUUUAAUAUUUCUACGUUGUUUGCUAUCAUUUAGAAUCAAGUAAAUAAAAAAAAAAAUAC